Carlito syrichta (Philippine tarsier) is the source of this 1576-nucleotide messenger RNA. RefSeq names its product solute carrier family 2, facilitated glucose transporter member 3-like. Gene Ontology annotation, biological process: D-glucose transmembrane transport. Lineage: Eukaryota; Metazoa; Chordata; Mammalia; Primates; Tarsiidae. The transcript is spliced from 10 exons. Gene Ontology annotation, cellular component: membrane. The record is from RefSeq and is a predicted model, not a curated record. The coding region runs from base 56 to 1549 and encodes 497 amino acids.
GCAGCAGCACCUUGAAGAGGAACUGGACAGAGUGGAUCCUUAGUGUAGCAGAGAGAUGGAGAACAGACAGGGUGUCACUCCACCUCUGAUCCUGGCCAUCACAGUUGCUACAAUUGGCUCUUUCCAGUUUGGCUACAAUACUGGAGUCAUUAAUGCUCCUGAGAUGAUCAUAAGGAACUUUCUCAAUUACACUUUGAAUAAUAAAUUAGGAAACCCUCCCUCUGAGAUGGUGCUCACGUCCCUGUGGUCUGUGUGUGUGGCCAUCUUCUCCGUUGGUGGUAUGAUUGGCUCCUUUUCCGUUGGCCUCUUUGUCAACCGCUUUGGCAGGCGCAAUUCAAUGCUGAUUGUCAACCUCUUGGCUGUCACUGGUGGCUGCCUUAUGGCAUUCUCAGAAAUGGCUGUGUCAAUUGAAAUGCUGAUCCUGGGCCGCUUGGUUAUCGGUCUCUUCUGUGGACUCUGCACAGGUUUUGUGCCCAUGUACAUUGGAGAGGUCUCUCCCACUUCCCUGCGGGGUGCCUUUGGCACUCUCAACCAGCUGGGCAUCGUCAUUGGGAUUCUGGUGGCCCAGAUCUUUGGUCUGGAAGCCAUCUUGGGGACUGAAGAACUAUGGCCCGUACUUUUGGGCUUUACCAUUCUUCCUGCUGUCCUACAAAGUGUGUUCCUUCCAUUUUGUCCUGAAAGUCCUAGAUUCUUGCUCAUUAACAGAAUGGAAGAGGAGAAGGCUAAGCGGGUCCUCCAGCAGUUGUGGGGAACCCACGAUGUGUCGCAGGACAUCCAAGAGAUGAAGGACGAGAGUGUCCGGAUGGCACAAGAAAAGCAAGUGACGGUGCUCGAGCUCUUCAGAGUCCCCAGCUACCAACAGCCCAUCAUCAUCUCCAUCAUCCUCCAGCUGUCUCAGCAGCUCUCUGGAAUCAACGCUGUGUUCUAUUAUUCAACAGGAAUCUUUAAGGAUGCAGGUGUUCAGGAGCCAAUCUAUGCCACCAUCGGUGCGGGUGUGGUUAAUACUAUCUUCACUGUAGUUUCUCUGUUUCUGGUGGAGAAAGCAGGCAGAAGGACUCUACAUAUGAUAGGCCUUGGAGGGAUGGCUUUUUGUUCUCUCCUCAUGACUGUUUCUUUACUACUAAAGGAUGAGUAUGAUUGGAUGAGCUAUGUCUGCAUUGGGGCUAUCUUGGUCUUUGUGGCCUUCUUUGAAAUUGGACCAGGCCCCAUUCCCUGGUUUAUUGUGGCCGAACUCUUCAGCCAGGGGCCCCGCCCAGCUGCAGUGGCUGUGGCCGGCUGCUCCAACUGGACCUCCAACUUCCUAGUUGGCUUGAUCUUCCCCUCUGCUGCAUACUAUUUAGGAGCCUACGUGUUUAUUAUCUUCACUGGCUUCCUCCUCAUCUUCUUGGCCUUCACCUUCUUCAAAGUCCCUGAGACCCGUGGCCGGACUUUUGAGGAAAUCACACAGGUCUUUGAAAGACAGACCCAGGAGGCCAGAGGAUACGGGAGAAGCCCCACCCUGGAGAUGCAUCCCUUCCAGCCUGAGAAAGAAUCCACCCCUGGCAUCUAAACCUGCCUCUCACCCCCUCCCUCCCCG